Molecule: messenger RNA, 1286 nt
Organism: Chelonoidis abingdonii (Abingdon island giant tortoise)
Lineage: Eukaryota; Metazoa; Chordata; Testudines; Testudinidae
Gene: PIP4P1
Product: phosphatidylinositol-4,5-bisphosphate 4-phosphatase 1
Biological process (GO): phosphatidylinositol dephosphorylation
Cellular component (GO): lysosomal membrane; late endosome membrane; plasma membrane
Molecular function (GO): phosphatidylinositol-4,5-bisphosphate 4-phosphatase activity
Source: RefSeq, a predicted model, not a curated record
UAACUUGAGGGCUACCCACUUGCAUCUUGGCUAAUAGGCGGCCACCCCCACACGUGACCCAGGACGUCACUGCGGGGAGCCUGGGACGGGCGCUACGGCAACCGGGAAGCGGCGAUGUCGGGGGACGGCGAACGCUCCCCGUUGCUGCCCGCGGAGUUUGGCGAGCCGGGCACUCCCGGGGCGGGCGGGAACCUGGCCGGGCCUGGCGGGCUCGUGCCCUCCGCGCCGCUCCCACCCUACGGGGGCCCCGCGGCAGGAAAGCCGGCCCCGCCCCAUGGCUUCCCACCAUUCCCGGAUGGGCAUCCGGCUGUGCUGCCCGGUGAGGACCCCCCACCCUACUCCCCCAUGGCCAGCCCCGACAGCGGCAGCACCCCCAUGAUCACCUGCCGCGUCUGCCAGAGCCUCAUCAACGUGGAGGGCAAGAUGCACCAGCACGUCGUGAAGUGCAGCGUCUGCAACGAGGCUACGCCAAUCAAGAAUGCCCCCCCAGGAAAGAAGUAUGUGAGAUGUCCCUGCAACUGCCUGCUGAUCUGCAAGGUGACGUCCCAGCGCAUUGCCUGCCCCCGGCCCUACUGCAAAAGAAUCAUUAACCUGGGCCCGGUGCACCCAGGGCCCCUGAGCCCCGAGCCCCAGCCUGUGGGAGUACGGGUCAUCUGUGGGCAUUGCAAGAAUACUUUCCUGUGGACAGAGUUCACAGACCGCACCUUAGCCCGCUGCCCGCACUGCCGCAAAGUCUCCUCCAUCGGGCGCAGGUACCCCUGGAAGAGAUCCAUCUGCUGCCUCCUCCUGGGUGUCCUAGCGGCUGUAGCUGCCACGGGCCUAGCGUUUGGCACAUGGAGGCACGCCCGGCGGUACGGUGGGAUCUACGCCUCCUGGGCGCUUAUCAUUCUCCUGGCAGUGCUGUGUCUGGGCCGGGCCAUGUACUGGGCCUGCAUGCGAGUCAGCCACCCCGUCCAGAACUUCUCCUGAGCCGCCCCUGCUGCGAGGAGCCCCGCCCGUCUCAGCCAGCUCCUGCCCAGCCCCCUGGUCUGCUCCUGUGCCUCUCACCUUGGUUCUGCGCCCCUCCCAACCUGCUGGAGCCUGAGCAGGAGACCCCCACAGGACGGGACCAAUGGAGGCGGCUGCGGUGGUCUCAAGGGCUAGGGGCCCACCAGCCCAAGAGGGCAGCUGAACUAUGGUAGCUCUGUCCAGACCAACCCGAGAGCGAGCUGGAUUACAGUGGCUUGGUUGGGACCCACCCAGCUAGGGGACACUGGGUGACAGAGAUAGGACACCCCCCCCCCCCC